AUGAACCAAGUUCCUCUUCUUGAAGACACCAGCAGGCAUGGUUGUCGCCACUUUUGGGACGCGAACAACGCAUGGAUAUCCCCGUGUGCAUUGCCUUACCUUGCCAUUGCUCCAGCCACGGUCGCUGUGCUUAUUACACUCGGUCACCUACUGAGGCCAAUCUUUCGUCGAUGGAGGCCAACGUGGCUGCAUUCCUUCAUCUCUGAACAAGAUGAGCAGCAAGACAUUCCGCCCGACGGAGCGGAACAACCCCUUCACUGGACGGUCGCUUUACUGGGCUGUUCGGCUUUCGGUAUAUCAACAGAAACCCUGCAAUUGGUCCCACCAGGCUUUGAUAUCCCCUCCUUAAUUCUUCUCGUGUCAUGGACUGCAAUAUGUACUUUGAUCGCAAUCAAACGCCCAAGAUCAUGUUCCAUCUCGCUGCUGUCAUAUUUUCUCAGUGUAUCUGUUGUCGAGACGAUUCUAGCAGCGCAUUUCGAGGAUCGACAUGGGUCGAAAGUGAUUGCUCGCUACAUUUCUGCCGGAGCGUCAUUGGUUGGCUGUUGUACAAUCCUGUUGAUGCCCUUUCGAAACGCAUCUCUCCCAGUAUCUGACAUCAGUGGGGUGGGGCAAACACCGUCCGAUAAACUUCGCAGCCCAGAGGACAAUCUCCGGCUAUGGCAAUUUCUGACGGUCUCGUGGAUGACGCCUCUCAUAUCUCUCGGCAGGAAAAGACAAUUAAACGAACCCGAUAUCUGGUCCCUUGGCUUCGAAUUCCAGCAUCGCCGUUUGCAUGAAAAGUUUCGCCAAAUGAGGGGGUCGGUACUCAUUCGAGUACUCAAGGCAAACAGUGUCGAUGUCCUCAUCAUCUCUACAAUCGCGAUUGUGCAAUUGUUCUGCCAAUUCUCGAUUCCGGUGUUACUUCAGCCGCUAUUGCACGCUAUGCAAGAUGACAGGAAGUCCAAACGCGUACCCAUGACCUAUGCUCUCAUAUUACUAAUCAUUCGCUUGGUUGCUGCGCAGUCUCAGGUGCUUGGUCUUUGGUAUGGUCGCCGUUGUUAUGAAAGAUCCCGGGGAGAAAUGGUUAUGAUGGUCUACGAGAAAGCACUGUCACGAAAGAACAUCAUCGGCUUACGGGUUGACGGCGAACAGGUUGACGGGGAUGAUACAUCUGUUCCAGAGGUCGAGUUCACACCAAAGAAACCUAGUAUUUGGAAACGACUCGUUUCAAGGAACUCAAAAAAGAAACCCACCAUACUGAAAGAGCCUGCUUCUAUGGGCAAGAUCUUUAAUCUUCUCCGCGGUGAUGUUUAUGAAGUCGCUCAGCGAUUUUGGGAAGUUGAUACACUGAUUGAUGGCCCCGCGGGACUUUUUAUCGCGGUUGGGCUUGUUUGGGCACUUUUUGGGCCAUCGUGCUUUCUCGGCAUCCUAGCAAUUCUACUUGGCCAAGCACUCAAUGCAGUGAUCACUCGGACCCUGUUCCAGUGGGAGAAGACCAGACGAGCUGCGACCGAUAAUCGUUUACAAAUCACAUCUCAAUUUGUUGAAGCGAUCCGUCACCUGCGUUGGUAUGGGUGGCAAAACCACUGGCUUCGCCAAGUUAUGGAAGCCCGACAGCACGAGCUGAAUUUACGCAUAAUCACGAGUUUAUGGAAUAUUGUUAUCCGGUUUGUCAAUGCAUUUUCUAGUGGUGUCUUCCCAGUCAUCGCGCUAUAUGCCUAUACUAUGAUUGCAGGCCAUGAAUUACGCAUUGACACCAUAUUCCCUGCGUUGCAGCUAUUUGCGAUGUUAGAGAGUCGCCUACGCGACUUACCUAGGCUUAUAACAAGUUUGAUCAACGCCUAUAUUGCCCUCGCGCGAAUCGAAGACUUUAUGGCCGAGCCGGAUAAAGAGCAGCCUCCAAUUGGACGUCCAGUGGACGAUAUGAAUUUUGAGAUGCAAUCAUGCUCGUUCGCAUGGCCAGGAAAAAUAGCACCUGUGCUAAGUGACCUAAAUGCAAAAUUCCCCCGAGGGCUUACAGUUGUCACUGGAAAGGUGGGAUCUGGCAAGACAGCCCUUUUGCAGGCUUUAUUGGGGGAACUGGAUCUGCUGAGCGGCAAGCUUCAUAUCCCCAAUGAGAUGAUGGGGUACUGUGCGCAGACCCCUUGGCUACAAAGUAUGAGCAUCCGUGACAACAUUCUCUUCUCAGCCCCCUACGAAGAAGUACGAUAUAAGCACACCUUGGAAGCAUGUGCCCUUCUUCCAGAUCUUGCGCAGUUCAAGCAUGGGGAUUUGAGCUUCAUAGGCGAAAAUGGCAUAGGUCUCUCCGGUGGACAAAAGGCACGAGUGGCACUUGCCCGAGCGGUAUACAGCUCAUCACGGGUAUUGUUGCUCGAUGACCCUCUUUCCGCUCUGGAUCAUAACACUGCCGAGUUUGUUGUACGCAAGUGUUUGUCCGGCCAGCUGAUGCAGAACCGCACUAUUAUUCUUGUCACGCAUCGGACGGCUCUUGUCCAAGAGAUUGCAGACCAGAUUAUUCAAAUUAGCGAAGGAGGUGCCCUCGUUCACGACAAAAGUGCUAUAUCCAAGUCCAUCAAUCACACGUCUCACGAGUCCAACCCCUUGUUUCAGAACCUGGAAUCCGAUGAUCUUGAAGAUAUCAAUGUUGAAGACCAUGCAAAUGCUGUUCCAGACAAGUUUAUUGAAGAGGAACAUCGAGCAGAAUGGGGUGUUAAGGCUCGAGUCUAUUGGACUUAUAUCAAGGCUGGAAAGUACCGCUGGUGGCUGAUUCUGGUUUUGAUACUAACCAUAUACCGACUUGCUAAUGUCGGUCAAUCCUGGUUUCUCAAAGGAUGGGGAGAGGCUUACAAUGAUACAUCGGUUGCUCUCAAUGAUCUGCCUAGGUGGCGCGGAGCUGUACUUGGUGACAUCAUGCUAAAAUCUACGCCAACCGUCGAUAAAUACUUUCUGCCGCAAGAUCUAAUGUAUGAUCUGCCUUCCCCUCGUGAUGAUGUUCGCCCGUGGCUAUGGACAUUCUUUGCGAUUGCUUCAUUCCAAGCAGUUACUCUUCUUCUUGCACAGUUGCUGAUGCUGGUUAUCAUUUAUUCUGCUGGAAAAGCGCUUUUUCAACAAGUCAUGAAACGGGUCAGUCAUGCAACAUUCCGAUUCUUUGAUGUUACCCCGGUCGGCAGACUCAUGAACCGUUUGACCUCCGAUAUUGGGGUGGUGGAUGGCAACAUCAGUGAGCAAUUCCAGGUUAUCGCAUUCCAAGCAAUAACUUGGAUAUCCUCAAUGCUUGUAAUCGCAAGUACAACUCCUGCAUUCUUAGCUUCCGCACUUGCUCUCACCAUUGCAUUUAUAUUGAUAUUCCUAUGGUUUCUUCCAACGUCGCAAAGCCUUAGACGCCUCGAAAUGGUAUCCUUGACGCCUCUUCUGUCCAACUUCGGAGAGCUUUUACAUGGAUUGACCACGGUACGCGCUUUCCGUGCUGAGGGCCGCUUCCAAAAUCGUGUCAUCUCGGUUGUUGAUAAGUUUCAAGGAAUGGAUCACUUUUACUGGUCCCUUCAGGCCUGGCUCAUAAGCCGCUUUGAAACUUUAUCGGCAUUUUCCACAUUUUGUCUCAUUGGCUUGGCUUUGUACACGGAUACGACCCCUGGAAUGAUGGCAUUCGUGUUGAUCGCUGCGAAUAAUUUCGUCGAUUCAACCCACCAGCUUUGCAAGCAAUACGGGCAACUACAGAUGGACUUUGUUUCAGUGGAGCGCAUAGAUGAAUUACUUCAUAUCGAAGAAGAGUCUGCAGGAACCAUCGAACCCUCAGCUGCAUGGCCUACCUAUGGUAAAGACAUCGUCUUCGAGGAUGUGACCAUCCGAUAUGCACCACACCUCGAACCUUCUCUCACCGACGUGUCUCUCCGAAUACCUGGUGGAUCUACAGCUGCUGUAGUCGGACGCACAGGUAGCGGCAAAUCUACACUGGCAGUCUCUUUGCUCAGUGUAAUAAAACCGGAAACUGGUCGUGUUAUAAUAGAUGGCAUAAAUAUUGCAGAAGUCAGUACCCAAGCACUUCGAACAAGGGUUACCUUUGUCGCACAAGAUCCGAUCCUCUUCCCUGGAAGCAUUCGCCUCAACCUUGACCCUACAGAAGAAUUCUCAGAUGAGCAAUGCGCUGAGAUUCUAGACCGUCUCUGUGGCCGCCAUGGCUGGAGACUUGAUACGUACAUCGAGGCCGGUGGUAGAAAUCUGAGUCAGGGGCAGCGGCAGCUGAUUGCUCUCACCCGCGCUGUACUACGACGCAGCCCGAUCGUAAUUUUAGAUGAGGCUACGGCAUCCAUUGAUCAUGAAACUUCCCUUGAAAUGCAGCAGAUUGUUCGGGAAGAGCUUCAAUCGUCUACUGUCAUUACGAUUGCCCAUCGGAUAGAAGCUGUUAAGGAUGCGGAUUAUUUUAUUGUUCUAGACCAAGGACGCGUCGCUCGACAGGGUUAUGUCCGCGAUCUGUGA
Molecule: messenger RNA, 4455 nt
Organism: Penicillium angulare
Lineage: Eukaryota; Fungi; Ascomycota; Eurotiomycetes; Eurotiales; Aspergillaceae
Exons: 3
Coding region: 1-4455 (1484 amino acids)
Biological process (GO): transmembrane transport
Cellular component (GO): fungal-type vacuole; membrane
Molecular function (GO): ATP hydrolysis activity; ATP binding; ABC-type peptide transporter activity
Source: RefSeq, a predicted model, not a curated record